AAAGCCGCUUCACUCACAGCUAUCAAACUCCUGAGAAAUUAUGCUCUGUAUUUCUUACUUUGUUUUUCUAGGGAGAUUUUCAAAAUGGAUGAUUGGAAAUCACUUCUUGUACUUCUUUUUGUAUCCACCUUUGGCACUCUAGAUGCACAACAGACUGCAGCUUGCAUUAAUGCCACGAUGGCAGAUGUUGUCUUUAUAGUGGAUACUUCAACAAGUAUUACCCAGGAGAACUUUCAGAAAGUGAAGAACUUCCUUUCCUCCUUGGUCUCAAGUUUUGACAUUGGCCUUGAUGCGGUCCGAGUUGGACUGGUCCAAUACAGUGACAAAGCUUACCAAGUAUUCUUACUGAAUCAGUAUUUAUUGAAAAAUGAUGUUUUGGAGCAGAUUGGGAAUUUGCCGUACAGAGGUGGAGAAACAUACACAGGGAGAGCUCUGGAUUUCGUCAGCACAAAGUAUUUCAUGGAAUCUGCUGGUAGUAGAGCAAAGGGUUAUGUCCCUCAGUUAGCCAUUCUUAUCACCAGUGGAGAAUCCAGGGAUGAAGUAGAACAGCCUGCCAAGAAACUGAGAUACAGAGGCAUUUCCAUUUACGUUGUUGGAAUUGGUAUCCAGAAUACAACUGAGCUUCAGCAAAUAGCCAGCAAACCCUUCCAUAAAUACCUGUAUAGCAUUGGUAGUUUCGAUGACCUUCCAGAUCUCUCCACAAGAGUUUUGCAAAACUUCUGCACUGCAAUUGAAAACCAGAUACAAGCAUUUGCAAAACAAUAUGCUGAUGUUAUUUUCCUUAUUGAUUCCACUGAGAACAUGAAGCCUUCAACGUCUGAAAGGGUAAAACAGUUCAUCUCCCAAGUAGUCAGGCAGCUAGAUGUUGGGCUUAACAAGCAUAGGGUUGGCCUAGCCCAGUUUAAUGGCAUAGGAAAGGUGGAGUUUUUACUGAACACAUAUGAAAACAAAGAAGAGCUGCUUGACCACAUUCAGCGCAGCAUUGCGUUCACUGGAGGCUCAUUGCAGAAUGAAAGUGCCAUGGAGUUUUUGAAGAAAACCUUUUUAAUGAACGGUGCUGGAAAUCGGCUCAGUGAGGGCACUCCACAGGUUGUUGUGAUCUUCGCAUCUUCUGGAUCCAGAAACAGUGUCAUGGAGGAAGCCUGGAUGUUAGAGGAGAUGGGGGUGAAAGUUACCUCAGUUGAUGUUGAAUACUUUGACAUGAUAGAAGCGGUGAGAGAACUCUCUAGCAAGGCUGAUCAGAUUUAUGAAGUGGAGAGCAUUGACCUUGUGCAACAAAACAUUGUCAGUAACAUCGAAACUUCACUUCAAAAGCUUUAUGACCUUGAUUCAAGUGUGCCAGCAGUGUGUUCUAGUGCAACAGUGGCAGAUAUUGUGUUUCUUGUGGAUGAAUCCAGCAAAAUUGGGUCAAAAAACUUCCAGCUGAUUAGGGCUUUUCUGUUAAAAAUUGUUAAUGCCCUAGAUAUUGCUCCAAGCAAUGUAAGAGUUGGGCUAGUGUUGUACAGUAAUGAACCAAGACUAGAGUUCACUCUUGACACAUUCGAGGAUAAACUGGAAAUACUGAACUACCUGAAGAAUUUACCAUAUCGAGGUGGGCAAGCAUAUACUGGAAUAGCGAUUGAAUUCCUGAGGAAUAAGGUUUUCACUCAAGAGGCAGGCAGCAGAAAAAAACAAGGAGUGCAGCAGAUUGCUGUGGUUAUCACUGAUGGACAAUCCUCGGAUGAUUACACUGAACCAGCAUCAAAACUAAGACGUGAGAGUGUUACAGUCUAUGCUGUGGGCAUCAAGAAUAUCACAGAGGGUAGCAAACUUGAUAAAAUUGCAACGUAUCCCCCAAGGACUCAUGUUACCGCCCUGAAGUUUUUUCUACAACUGUCGAAUAUUGCAUGGAAAAUAAAGAAACAACUUUGUAAUGAGAUUGUGACAAAAACAUUUGUAGUCCCGUUACAAUCACAAGGUCUGAAGAAAGGUUGUGUGGACACAGAGGAAGCUGACAUUUAUUUCUUGAUUGGUGGUUCUGGAAGCAUAUAUCCGUCCGACUUCAAGGACAUGAAAACAUUCAUGAAUGAGGUUAUCAGAAUGUUUCAACUUGGAGCUAACAAUGUUCGCUUUGGUGUGGUUCAGUAUGCAUCUGAGUCAAAGACAGAGAUCAUAAUUGGCCAGCACAACCAAAUGAUGAGGUUAACAGAGGCAAUUGACAAUAUUGAUCAAAUCGGUGGAGGUACCAGAACUGGAAAUGCCUUAAAGUCUAUGAAAACUCUGUUCAAAAUGGCUUAUAGGGAAAAUGUUCCACAGAUUCUGAUAGUGAUUACAGAUGGUAAAUCUGAAGAUGGAGUGAAUCAGGCAGCAAGAGAUUUGAGACAACAAGGAAUCAUUAUCUAUGCCAUUGGCAUCAAGGAUGCUGUUCAACAAGAGUUGGAGGAAAUAGCGGAGACAAAAAAUAGAAUGUUUUUUGUAAAUGACUUUGAUUCUCUGAAACAUAUUAAACAUGAAAUUGUGCAAGAAGUCUGUUCAACAAAUGUCUGUAAAAAUGUGAGAGCUGAUAUUGUUUUCCUUGUGGACAGCUCAAACAGUAUUCGACCAGCUGAGUUUCAGAAGAUAAAGGAUUUCAUGCAGUCAUUUGUCAUCAAGGUAGAUGUUGGGCUUGAUAAUGUUCGAAUUGGCUUGAUUCAGUUCAGCUCUGAAAUAAGGGAAGAGUUCCAGCUGGACAGAUACAGCACUAUAGCUGAUGUGCGGAGAGCCAUUCAAGAAAUACAGCAGAUAAAAUCGGGAACACUGACUGGGAAAGCACUGACCUUUGCUGCCUCUUACUUUGAUCCUCCUAGAGGAGGGCGUCCUGAAUUAAAACAGUACCUGAUAGUGAUUACUGGUGGAGAAGCCCAAGAUUCAGUAAAAAGCCCAGCCAGAGCCAUCCGAGACAAAGGUAUCACUAUAUACGCUAUUGACUUGCUCCAGGCGAACAAUUCACAACUUGUGGAGAUCACUGGCACCCAAGACAAAGUGUUCUUUGAGAGUGAAAUGAACUUCUCAGAAAAGCAGAUUCUCUUUGAAAUUUGUAAUCUACAGAAGUCGUGCAAGAGAGCAGAAGCUGCUGAUAUCAUGUUUGUAGUGCAUGGAUCAUCUGGUGUUACAGACCUGCAGUUCAAAAGCAUGCUUCGGCUUGUAGAAGCAGUAGUUAACAACUCAGUGGUUGGGAAGGACAAAGUUCAGUUUGGUGUUUUGGUCUAUAGCUCCAAGCCAGAGGUGCAAUUCUCACUGAAUUCGUAUGCUUCCAAGUCUCAGAUAAGAGAAGCAGUAUUCAGCUUGAAGCCUCUGUCAGGCCAGCCCUUCACAGCAAGAGCUUUGAGCUUUGCCAGGCAGAGAUUUGAUGUGAACUAUGGUGGACGUGCAUCAUCUCUUGCUGUCACUAGGAUCCUUGUUCUCAUUACUGAUGAACCAACAGUGCCAUCAGAUAGAGACAACCUUCCAAUGGCCAUAAGGGCGUUGAAGGAAGAUAAAAUCGUCUUAAUUACUGUUGGAGUGAGCAAAGCAAGCAGAGAAGAGCUUGAAGAGAUUACUGAAGAUCAGGGAAGAUUAUUCUUUGCACAAAACUAUGAUGCACUAGAAAACAUUCACGAAAACCUGACUCAGAUAGUGUGUGAGAAAUCUAAGCCAGUUUGCAGCAAUCAUGUGGCAGACCUGAUAUUUUUGAUAGAUGGAUCAGAAAGUAUAUCAGAAAACAGCUUUUCCAUCAUGAAGACCUUCAUGGAGGAUGUUGUGGACAAUUUUGUUAUUUCUAGGGCCAAAGUACAUGUUGGAGUAGUCCAAUAUAGUCAAGAACCCCAGAAGGAAUUUUAUCUUAAUGAGUUCUAUAGUGACACCGUUAUAAAGGAACAGAUAAACAGAAUCGAGCAACUGAAAUCUUCUACAUUCACUGGCAAAGGACUGAAGUUUGCCCAGAGACUUUUUGAGCCUGCCAAUGGAGGCCGCAAGUACCAAGGAGUUUCGCAGAACCUUGUUGUGAUUACAGAUGGAUAUUCUGCUGACAGAGUGGAUGAUGCAGCCAUGGCUUUGAGAAGCAAUGGGAUACACGUCUUUGCAGUUGGCGUAGGGAUUGUAAACUCUUUUGAGCUGCUCCGAAUAGCUGGUGAUGCAAGGAGAGUGUUCACAGUGGAGAACUUUGAUGUGCUGAAAACAAUCAGGAGCACUAUUACCAGUGAGAUCUGUGAACCUGAAGACUCGGCUAACCAGGAUUAUUGCAAUAUAGACCUUGCUAUAGCAGUUGAUAUUUCAAGACGUAUGCAGUCUGCAUCUUCACUGCUUCUGAAACAGAAAUUGCAAACAUUCCUCCCCAGGCUUUUAUUCCAGAUGAAAUCUCUUCCAAAUAUCAGCUGUAGUGCUGGAUUUCCAAUCAACGUUAGGUUCAAAUUCCAAGUAUUGUCACAGACCAAGGAAUUCCUCUUCAACUCGGAUUUUGAGGACUAUAAUGAAGAGAUCAUACAGAAGUUCAUAGAUGCACAAACAGUGGUGGAUACUUACCUGAACGUAGACUUCUUACAGGCAGUUCAGGAGAAGUUUUUUAGUGCAACCGCUGCUAAAGUGAAGGUUCUGUUAGUGCUUUCAGAUGGGUUGGAUGAUUCACUGGAAGAUCUCAGAAAAGCAGCCACUGCCUUUCGACUCAAAGGUCUUGAUGCCCUUCUCUUAGUUGGCUUGGAUAAUAGUCAGAACCUGACUACACUUCGUGAAAUAGAGUUUGGCAGAGGUUUUGGAUACAAUGAACCUCUGAGUGUUGGAUUUCCCGAGAUUGCAAGCAUCUUGCAGAGAAACCUUGAUACUGUUGCAGAAAGAAAAUGCUGUAAUGUUGUUUGUAAAUGCCUUGGAGAAAUUGGUGAUCAUGGAGGCUGGGGAAAUCCUGGGAGGAAGGGAAGUACAGGUUACAGAGGAUCUCCUGGCCACCCUGGUGAGGAAGGUGGGAUUGGAGACAGGGGUCCAGUUGGUUUCAAUGGGACUCGAGGAGAUAGGGGAUGUGCAGGUGCCAGAGGCCGUAAGGGAUCCAGGGGUUAUCAGGGAAGUCAGGGUGAGCAUGGUGAGAGUGGAUUUGAUGGCAUCGAUGGAGAACAGGGAGAACAUGGAUCUCCUGGAUUUCCUGGAGAGAAAGGCAGCCCUGGAAAACGGGGCAGAAAAGGCCCCAGAGGAGAACCAGGUGAACGAGGAGAACCUGGUCUAAGAGGAGAUCAUGGAGAUCCUGGGAUUGACAAUAAUAUUGCUGGUCCUAAGGGAGAAAAAGGAAACCCAGCAUGGCAGGGAGACCCAGGACCACAUGGACUCCAAGGAGAGCAGGGCCAUGCUGGUCCUGAUGGUGCAGAAGGUCGAAGAGGCCCUCCAGGUAUAAAGGGUGAGCAAGGAGAACUCGGGGAAAUGGGUUACCCAGGAGACCCUGGUCUCCCAGGCCCACAGGGCCCAAGAGGACCACAAGGGAUCAGAGGACCUCCAGGACCACAAGGCAUGCCAGGCUCUCAGGCUCGUCUGGGUCCCCCAGGUCCACCUGGCUCAAUUGGAAAGCUUGGUGCAAGAGGAGCAAAGGGUGAACCUGGUGACCCUGGAGAGAAAGGCCCUGUGGGACCACCUGGACCGAGAGGCAUACCAGGCAUGGAUGGCAGAGACAUCUAUGGUCCUGAAGGAAACAAAGGAGCAAAGGGGGAAUCUGGAUUCAUAGGCUAUCCUGGUCCAGAGGGAGAAGAUGGAGACCCAGGUGUUUCAGGAGCUAAAGGACCGAAAGGAAUUAGGGGUAGAAGGGGUAAUGCUGGCACACCAGGUUCCCUGGGAGAUCCGGGGGAUCAAGGACCAUCAGGACCUAUGGGUGCCAAGGGACCAAGAGGCACUGUUUUAAUGGAACCUUGUGAACUUGUGAAUUUUACACGAAAAAACUGCCCUUGUUCAUCAGACACGUGUCCAGUUUAUCCGACGGAGGUGGUGUUUGCCCUUGAUAUGUCUGAAGGUGUUACUCCAGCUGCGUUUGAACGAAUGAGAAACAUUGUUAUGUCAUUGCUGAAGGCCAUUAAGAUCAGUGAAAGCAAUUGCCCAACAGGUGCUCGUGUUUCCAUCGUUUCUUUCAAUACCAACACACGCUAUCUCAUUCGUUUCUCAGAAUUCCAGAAACACAACUUGCUUCUACAGGCAGUUCAGAGCAUACCACUGGAAAGAUCUACUGGAAAACGUAAUAUUGGGGCAGCAAUGAGAUUUGUUGCAAGAAAUGUCUUCAAACGGGUUCGUCAGGGCAUCCUCACAAGAAAAGUUGCCGUAUUUUUUGCCAAUGGUCCAUCUCAGGAGGAUGUGGUCAUCAGCACAGCUGUACUUGAGUUGAGUGCCUGGGAUAUCACUCCAGUGGUUAUUGCCUUCACUGAAUUGCCAAAUGUCAGACGUGCCUUCUCAAUUGAUGAUACUGGAAGAUUUCAAUUAUUUGUUUGGGAAAGGCAACAGGAUGAAAAUUUGGAGAGCAUCAUACAUUGUACACUUUGCUUUGAUAAAUGCCAGCCCAGUACCAUCUGUGAAGUGCCCGUUUCUCCACCUCUUCUGAUGGAUAUGGAUAUUACUUACGUCUUGGACAGCUCUCGCAGCAUCAGUGGUGAAGAUUUUCAGAGAGCCAAGGAUUUUGUGAGCAACAUGCUAGACCAGUUUGUCAUUGCUGAACAGCCAAGUGAAUCUUUUGGAGGCACCAGAGUGGCAUUGGUACAGCAGGCUCCCAGGGGCUUCCUACCUGACAGAAACAAAACUCCUGUGGCCUUGGAAUUUGAUCUAGAAACAUACAACAAUAAAGAUUUGAUGAAGAAACAUAUCCAAGAGUCUGUUCGCCAACUGGAAGGGCCAUCAGCCAUUGCUUCUGCAUUGCAGUGGACAGUUGAAAAUGUAUUUUUUAAAGCUCCCAGACAAAGAAAGCACAGGGUCAUAUUUGCAAUAGUUGGAAGCAAAACAAGCGUACAAGACAGAGAGAAGCUAAGAGAGAUUUCACUUGGAGUCAAGUGCCAAGGAUUUACUGUAUUCACUCUUGCACUUGGCAAUGACCUGAGUGACAGUGAGCUGAUAGAACUAUCAAGCUCCCCCACAGAUCAGCACUUAUUGUCACUGGGUAGGAUUUCAAUGUCUGAGAUGGUGUAUGCUCAGAGAUUUGCCCGGACAUUUCUAAACCUGCUACAACAAGAAAUGAACAGUUAUCCUUCUCCUGAACUUCAAGAAGAGUGUGAGAACUUAGAUCGGGGUGACGCACGAGAUCAGGUGUCUGUGACUGAAAGGAUGCCUUUACCUGGAACUGAUGAAAUUGGUUACAGUGGUGAUUUGAAAGACAUUGAAACAGCUGAAAAUAGAGCCCUGGAAAACGUUAAAUUGACUACCACAGGACCUGUAUACGCAAUGCCAGGAAUGGGAUAUGGUUUGGAGGAGAAUGAGUACUUCACAGAGGAAGACACAACUGGAGAAAAGCCACAAGAGUAUGGAGAAGCUCAGGGGAAAAAGGAAAGUCUAGCAACGAUAGUAGAAACUGGACCUGACAAUAAUGAUUAUGAUGCGUGUGCCCAGGUUCAAGAUAGUGGAGAAUGUCAGAAUUACGUUCUGAAGUGGUACUACAACAAAGAGCAGAAAAUGUGUGGUCAGUUCUGGUAUGGGGGCUGUGGAGGGAACAAAAACAGAUUUGAAACACAAGAAGAAUGUGGAUUCUUGUGUAUAAAGUCUUUCUAGUGCAGAGACACUUAAACUACUUUGUCCUUUGUUAUACUAUCAAGAUGAUGGGCAGAAGAGAUGGAAGAUCUUACACAGCAUCUCACCUCCCAGAUCUCAGCUCAAAGAAAUACUUGUUAGUGAUGUUAUUAUCUAUUAUUCUUAAUAGUGAAAACUAAAACUACUGCUCAAAUGAUCUAAGAUUUUGAAAAGUGAGAAAAUUUUAUUAGCUAACGCCAUGUUAUUUAAAAGGGAUAAAAGCAUUGAAACGAUUUUCUUCCAAAGACACUGAAGUGCACAUUUUAAAAAUGUACUAAAUAAAGUAAAAUAACCCCUUAAACAUUUUCAUGAAAUGAUCUUAGAUAUGAAAUAGUAAUGUCAAAAUAUUGAUUCAUUACUUGCAUUUGUCUUAUGUAUAAGAGAAAGAGAAAGCAUUCAGCUCUCAAGGGUCAUACACUUACUAGAACUUCACUUUCAUGUGGAGGUUUUUCUACUCUAGUCACUCCCCUUAUAAAUAUUUCAAUAUGUGAAUAAAAUCAUUCUCUUUCAAAUAUUUCUGUUCUGCCAAUAGUUCUUGAAACAGAUGGGAGCAUAUUCUCAUAGUGUGCCUGCUUAUAUGUAAGCAAGUGUUCUUUCCCUUGUCACUAAAAGUUAGACAAAUGCAU
This is a messenger RNA of Lagopus muta (rock ptarmigan), 8354 nucleotides long. RefSeq names its product collagen type VI alpha 6 chain (gene COL6A6). Gene Ontology annotation, molecular function: serine-type endopeptidase inhibitor activity. NCBI's taxonomy places the organism in Eukaryota, Metazoa, Chordata, Aves, Galliformes, Phasianidae. The transcript is spliced from 38 exons. The annotation marks the transcript as partial. The record is from RefSeq and is a predicted model, not a curated record.